AUGGCACCCAGGUCACGACCGCUGCUUAUGAUAGGGGCCGUGGUGGCGGCCCUCAUUGGCUCGAGAAGUUUCGUCGCGCCGCGGCAGUCGCAGGUACGCGUCCCGAAUGUCUCGCGUCCGGCCAGGGGUCUGGACGGGAGGAUAAAGCAGCAAGAGUACAAAAUCAACGAGGAGAUUCGGGCCAAUGAGGUCCGCGUCGUUGGCAUUGUCAGUGACAAGCUUGAGACAGGUGCCACUCGCAUGGAGGAGAUGAAUGAGAUCAUGUCUCUUCGAGAUGCGAUGGAGAUAGCGCAAAGCAAAGGGGUGGAUGUGAUCCUCAUCAACGAGGAUCCGGACCCUCCGCUGGUGAAGAUCUUCAGUGUUGGCAAAUAUGUCUACGAGGAAAAGAAGCGAGCAAAGGAGAUUGCGAAGAACAAAGCUCCGAAGAUCAAGGAGGUGAAGAUCACCUACACGAUCGGAGAUCAUGAUCUCAACACAAA
Molecule: messenger RNA, 479 nt
Organism: Symbiodinium pilosum
Lineage: Eukaryota; Dinophyceae; Suessiales; Symbiodiniaceae
Source: the annotation of a GenBank genome assembly